This is a messenger RNA of Gadus chalcogrammus (walleye pollock), 1221 nucleotides long. RefSeq names its product 14-3-3 protein beta/alpha-like. Gene Ontology annotation, cellular component: cytoplasm. Bases 268 to 1032 code for a protein of 254 amino acids. The transcript has 6 exons. The record is from RefSeq and is a predicted model, not a curated record. NCBI's taxonomy places the organism in Eukaryota, Metazoa, Chordata, Actinopteri, Gadiformes, Gadidae. Gene Ontology annotation, biological process: signal transduction.
GUUACGUUCGGUAGGCGUCGUACAUUUUUUCAUCUCUACGAGUUGUAAGAACAUUCACACGGAGCUGCAGCUUGGGAUCCGCAUCAAAGAUCAAAGCGGAGAGCUCACGCACACACUGUCACGCACCCUGUCAGUUACAAUCACACCUCCCUCCUCCUCCAGUGGCCCCACGUAAAGCCUGAGUCUCAGGGACCAAACCAAGCCAAGCGACCAAGAGCUUGCACACACAUACACACACACACACACACACACACACCCACACCCAUCAUGGAUAACGCACCCGUGGUCGAUAAAGCGGAUAUGAUGAUGAAGGCCAGGAUGGCCGAGCAGGCCGAGCGGUAUGAUGACAUGGCCGCGGCAAUGAAGUACGUGACGGAGAAAGGCGAGGAGCUCACCUGCGACGAGCGCAACCUGCUCUCGGUCGCCUACAAGAACGUGGUGGGCGCGAAGAGGUCAGCGUGGCGGAUCGUCCACGCCAUCGAGGCGAAGACCGAGGUUAGCGAGAAGGAGUUGGUCGCGGCAUACCGGUUGAAGAUCGAGGCGGAGCUACGCAAAACCUCCAACAUUGUGCUGGAACUGCUGGACAAAUAUCUCAUCAAACCAACUGCCGACUCUGCCAAUGCAGAAAGCCAGGUGUUCUACCUGAAGAUGAAGGGCGACUACUUCAGAUACCUGGCCGAGGUCGAGUCUGAAGACGCAAAGCAAGAGACGAUAAGCCAGUCCCAGGCAGCCUACCAGAGUGCAUUGGACAUCAGCACUAAGGAAAUGACGUCCACCCAUCCCAUCCGGCUGGGCCUGGCCCUCAACUUCUCCGUCUUCUAUUACGAGAUCCUCAACGCCCCAGACAAGGCCUGCACCCUGGCCAAAAAGGCGUUUGACGAUGCCAUCACGGAGCUGGACAGCCUGGCCGAGGACACCUAUAAGGACAGCACCCUGAUCAUGCAACUCCUCCGGGACAACCUGACGCUAUGGACGGCUGACAACACUGACAACACGGCAGAAGAGGGUGAGCCGGCCGAGGGAGAGAACUAAAGCACCCCCUAGCGGUCUCCGUGGAGAACUACAAGAGAAAAAUCUUUUUACACUUCUUCAUUCCUUAUUGUUCCACUUGACAUGAUAAUGGUCCCAAAUGUCAGUUGUAGACACCGGCCUCUGCAUCUUCAAAUUUAAAAGAUUUAUAUUCUGGAAGACUCUUGGCUCUUUUCGUUUUGGGGGGGGGGG